AUGCGUGCUGUUCCACUUCUGGCUGGGAGCUUCCUAGCCCUCUCUGUGGAUGCUUUUCCAUCUUUCAUGGUUGGCAGGGAUCCUAGCAAGUAUGAGGGAACCCUCCUGACGGUGAAGGCAAAGCGGAAUAUUACCCACCCUGACAAGUCUUGCAAAGAUCAUAGUCCUAAGACGUGGCAAGACCUCGACGUGGAUAAAUGGUUGAGCCAAUACGCUGAUGGCUGGUUCCUUCCCGAAGACCCUGACCCACAAUACAAAGGAAAGAGCUUUCCUCAAGUCGUUAUGGAGCAGAUCGGCGGCUUUGACCCGUUUAGAUGCAACUUGAUGUACUCAUGUGACUUCGAUUACGACAAUACCCAAGUUGGAUGCGAUACGGGUGAGGGAACUAGUUGUGGCCCAAUGGAUGCACUUUGGAUGUUCACCCUAUACGGAUUAAGCAACUUCCGCAAUUAUAUUUUUACUCUGCAGGAUCAAUUCCAAUCAACAGCUACAAAAGUUAUUGGUGAUGAUAUUGAUGGAAUGGUCACCGACUUUAGCUCUGACCCAACUGCCGAUGAUGGCAAGAAACUGGCAAGCGAGGGACUAGUCAUUAUGGCUGCAAUCCUCGGAGGCCUUUCCGCUCUCCUGAGUGGCGGUGAGACACUUAUUGGAGAAGCUGCCGCGCUAGGUACUUCCGUUGGUACAGGUGUUUCAGGCGGUAUCGCUGGUGUUACUAAUGGAAUAUUGUCUAACACUGAGGCAGCAGCUGUUGAUGAGGGAUUAGUACAUGACGAAAGAGGUGGCAUCAUCAAGCAGAAAAUGAAUAACGCCACUGGAGCAUUAGUCGAAUCUAUUAAGCAGUAUGGGUACAAAAUCUUGGAAGAUUAUCCUGAUUUGUCCUCAGUCGAAGGUGACGGGAAUGACAUGUACUCUGCUCAAUCGUGGAGUGGACCCUAUGUUCUCAAAGGUGGCUCGUUUGCGCAGUCAAAUGACAAAAUUUUUGAUGACUAUGAUCUAGCACUGAAGAACUCUAUCCACAGUGGCGUCAUUUCCUGGCUAUGGGGUCUUGAGCAUGUUUUCAUCGUAUCUGCAUCAAAACAGAUCAAUGGAAAGAACCCCUGUGAUCUUGAUUUUGGAUCAGAGGAUGACUCUGAUAAAUUGGGCAAGGACAUGUUUAUCAGUGCAUGCGAUGAGGACUCAGGCACGAUGUACUGGUUUCUUAAAGAAGGAAGCAUCGCUGCUGUGGCAUCGCAAGAUGAGGGUGGAUUCCGGGCCAAUCGAACCAUGGGUCAAGCCAAGGACUUCCUAAGGGGCGAUAAGAAGCCUCCGUUGAAUCUUAUUAUGAACGUCCCUGUCUGUAGUUUAGACUACCUGGAAGACUACUGGCCCUCCGAAGGCGAUGUCCUAGAUGCCGAGUCUGGAUCGACAUCCCCUAAGGGUGAUCUUACAGACAGUUACUGGGUUCGCUGGACCAUACACGAAGCCUGUUCGAAAUUUUAUGUCAAUGGCGAGGCCUUCCCAUACGAUGUUUGA
This is a messenger RNA of Penicillium riverlandense, 1512 nucleotides long. RefSeq lists its product as uncharacterized. Lineage: Eukaryota; Fungi; Ascomycota; Eurotiomycetes; Eurotiales; Aspergillaceae. The record is from RefSeq and is a predicted model, not a curated record. The transcript has 8 exons. Bases 1 to 1512 code for a protein of 503 amino acids.